Molecule: messenger RNA, 3188 nt
Organism: Lycium barbarum (goji berry)
Lineage: Eukaryota; Viridiplantae; Streptophyta; Magnoliopsida; Solanales; Solanaceae
Product: FT-interacting protein 3-like
Exons: 1
Coding region: 687-2993 (768 amino acids)
Source: RefSeq, a predicted model, not a curated record
UUACUUUUUAUUAUUUUUCUUCCAUUUCUACACUCAAUGCCAUAGUUGGUUUAAAAUACUUAAAAAUAGUAUUUUCUUAUAUUACUAGAACAAUUUCUUUUCCCUUAUAGUUCAUGAUGAAACAUUGACAAAACCAUUUUCUUUAGCAUUUUUGUGUUUUUUCCUCUGUUUUUAAGCAGAAGGAAAGUAUUCAAGUCCCUUCAAUUCUUGAUCCUUUUAUUUCCCUUUUCUUUUUGCAGGUUUUCAUGGUUCUAAGUUUUUGCAAAUUCAAAAUAUUGCUCAAUUUUCUACCUAGUAAUCUUUGGAGCAUUUUGAACUUGAGAAGGUACCAAUACUAUAGCAACAUUGCUAUUCUUGAUCACCCCUUUGAUAGAUUUUUUCUCUAUAUCUCCAAGAAUUUGUCCUACUAAAAUUCCUUAAGUCAUUCUUAUCGGAGCCAGAAGUUUUAGUUUAUGAGUGCUUGACCGCAAUUCGUUUUAUACCUACUAAAUAAAAUUUUCAAUGCAAAUACAACGUUUGAGCUAAAGUUACUGGAUUCUGCCGAACCAGUAAUUACCAAAGUGGCUCCACCCCUAGUUCUUAUGGUACCUAGUGUGUAAAAACUCUAUGAACCGUUGAUUCUUUGAGCAACUAACUAUUGUCCAAGAAGAUAAAAUUUGUUCACAUUCCUAUAGAAACAAGGAAAAAUGCAGAAAGGUCCAAUACAUGAAGACUUUGCUCUAAAGCAAACAGCUCCAAAAAUUGCUGGAUCAGGGGUGAUGAUUGGUGGAGAUAAGGUAACCGUUGCCUAUGACCUCGUCGAACAGAUGGAAUAUCUCUACGUUCGUGUUGUCAAGGCUAAAGAGUUGAUAAAGGAUGUAACAGGUAGCUGUGAUCCUUAUGUUGAAGUAAAAGUUGGGAACUAUAAGGGUGUGACUAAGCAUUUCGAGAAGAAAACGAACCCUGAGUGGAAUUAUGUGUUCGCGUUCUCUCAGGAUCGACUUCAGGCUUCUUUCAUUGAAGUUUUUGUGAAAGACAAGUCUGUCGUGUUGGAUGAUCUGAUCGGACGCGUGGUGUUUGAUCUCAUUGAUGUACCGCGAAGGGUCCCGCCAGAUAGUUCAUUAGCUCCACAAUGGUAUAGACUGGAGGAUAACCGAGGCGAAAAGUUGAAAAAGGGGGAGAUCAUGCUUGCUGUUUGGAGAGGAACUCAAGCUGACGAGGCGUUUAGUGAUGCGUGGCAUUCGGAUGCAGCAGCUGUGAGAAGUGAGGAAAUUUCAAGAAUUAGAGGAAAGGUAUAUCUUUCCCCUAGACUUUGGUAUAUUAGAGUUAAUGUUAUUGAAUGUCAAGAUUUGCUUCCGACUGAAAAAAAUCGCCAACCUGAGUGUUGUGUGAAGGUUACAUGUGGAAAUCAGGCCUUGAAAACGAAGAUUUCUCCGAUAAGAAGUGUUAAUCCAAUGUGGAAUGAGGAUUUGGUUUUUGUUGUAGCUGAACCAUUUGAAGAGCCUUUGAUUAUAACUGUUGAGGAUAAAGUUGGAUCAAACUUUGAGUUUUUAGGAAAAUGUGUUCUUCCUUUAAGUACUGUCCCUAGAAGGCUUGAUAACAAACCUGUCCCUUCUAAAUGGCACAAUCUUGAGAAAUAUACAAUUGUAGAAGGGGAAAAAAAGGAGACUAAAUUUGCUAGUAAGAUUCAUUUGAGGCUAAGUUUGGAUGGUGGAUAUCACGUGUUGGAUGAAUCGAUACAUUAUAGCAGCGAUUUCAAGCCAACGUCGAAGCUUUUGUGGAAAUCCAGCAUUGGACUACUUGAAUUGGGGAUUAUUAGUGCAAUAGGAUUAUCACCUAUGAAAUCUAAGGAUGGACGAGGGACGACAGAUGCCUAUUGUGUAGCUAAGUACGGGCCAAAAUGGGUUCGUACAAGGACAAUCAUCGAUUCUUUAUCACCAAAAUGGAAUGAGCAGUACACUUGGGAAGUACACGAUCUUUGUACUGUUAUCACAGUAUGUGUGUUCGAUAAUGGGUAUUUACAAGGGGGAAAAUGUUCGAGCAUUGGAAAAGUGAGAAUCCGGCUCUCCACCCUCGAGACUGAUAAGGUUUACACACAUUCCUACCCUCUCAUUGUCUUGCAACCAUCGGGCGUUAAAAAGAUGGGUGAAGUUCAAUUAGCCGUGAGGUUUUCGUGUACGUCUUAUGUCAAUAUGUUGUCUAAAUACGCUCAACCUUUGUUUCCAAAGAUGCAUUAUGCUCAUCCAUUGUCUAUCAGUCAACAAGAUUUCCUCAGGUUCCAAACUAUACAAAUAUUGUCAACUAGGCUAGGCCGGGCAGAGCCGCCGUUGAAAAAAGAGGUUGUCGACUAUAUGCUAGAUGUUGGUUCGCACAUGUGGAGCUUAAGGAGGGCUAAGGCUAAUUUUUUCAGGUUAAUGUAUGUUGUGAGUCCAAUAAUGGCUGUUGGAAAAUGGUUUGAUCAAAUAUGUCAUUGGAAGAAUCCACUCACUACAAUUCUAAUUCACAUUCUCUUUGUGAUAUUAGUCCUUUACCCUGAAUUGAUCUUUCCAACAUUCUUUCUUUACCUUUUCUUGAUUGGUAUUUGGUACUAUAGAUUGAAACCAAAGCACCCUCCUCACAUGGACAUCCAUCUUUCACAUGCUCACGCUGUUUUCCCCGACGAUUUGGAUGAAGAAUUCGAUGCGUUCCCAACAUCCAGGGCCCCGGAUAAGGUGAGGAUGAGAUAUGAUCGUUUGAGGAGCAUUGGAGGAAGGAUUCAAACCGUGAUCGGGGACUUGGCCACUCAAGGGGAAAGGUUUCAUUCACUUUUGAGUUGGAGAGAUCCAAGGGCGUCAGCUUUGUUUGUCACAUUCUGUUUAGUUGCUGCAAUUGUCAUGUAUGUCACACCAUUCCAAGUCAUCGCGCUUCUCAUUGGACUCUACCUGUUGAGGCACCCUAGGUUUCGCCAAAAACUUCCUCCAUUGUCAACUAGUUUCUUCAAGAGGUUGCCUGCAAGAGCAGAUUGCAUGUUGUAGGCUUAUAGCUAAGCAAAUAUUUGGUAGAAAAUGCUGCAAAUGAAGUAGAGAUCACUAGGAUUGUCCUGUUAUCCAUUAUUUCUAGCUUGGUUAUUUUUAUUUAUUUUUUCUUUUGUAAUUAGACUUCUUUGAAGAUACUAAUGUGUAAUAUAUUUGUUAAAUUUGAUUAACUUUAUUACUUUUUGAGAAAAUGAA